Molecule: messenger RNA, 2517 nt
Organism: Colletotrichum destructivum
Lineage: Eukaryota; Fungi; Ascomycota; Sordariomycetes; Glomerellales; Glomerellaceae
Product: Putative aconitase X swivel domain, aconitase X catalytic domain-containing protein
Exons: 2
Coding region: 1-1854 (617 amino acids)
Source: RefSeq, a predicted model, not a curated record
AUGGAUCCAAGCAAGUCCGCACUCUCCCUCGUCGGGGCCGCCCAUGUCACGGGCUCAGCUCGGGGUACACUCAUGGCCAACGAUACUGAGCUGAGCAUGUGGGGUGGCGUGGACCCCCAGACGGGCGAAGUCAUCGACCGUCACCAUCCCCUGAGCGGACGGUUUCUGUGCGACACCAUCCUGGCCAUCCCAGGCGGCAGGGGAUCCUGCACUGGCAGCGGCGUCAUGCUGGAGAUGCUGCUAAACGGCAAGGGGCCGAGCGCGGUUGUGUUCGAGCGCCGAGAAGACAUCCUCACUCUCGGCGUCAUCAUCGCCCAGGAACUCUUUGGCAGACAUAUCCCCGUUGUGAUGCUGAAGCCAACAGACUUCCGCCUGCUGCUCGCCUUCGAUGGCCAGACAGUCUCGGUAGAUGGAGGAAAUGUCUGCGCGGAAUCUCACGACGCCUCCGGUACGCCUCGACAAGACGUCCAUCCACCGAUCAAGGUCCCUACAAGCCACCCCGAAGAGAGCAAGACCGCCCAUCACGCAGAAGAUCAACUCGACAACCUGAUUCGCGGGGCCCGCCUCUCGAGCAGAGACCGAGAACUCCUUGAAGGGUUCCAUGGGCGCGCUGCUCGUGCGGCCAUGCGCAUCGUUCUGCGGAUGGCGAGCCUCCUCGACGCCGAGGAGCUGAUGGACAUCUCCCAAGUCCACGUCGAUGGGUGCCUCUACACGGGACCGGCGUCGCUCGCUUUUGCAGAGAAGCUUCUCGGUCUAGGAGGCAAGGUCGCGGUCCCGACGACGAUGAACUCCAUCUCCAUUGACGCGAAGCGGUGGCGAGCCCUCGGCAUAGACUCCGGCUUUGGUGAGGUUUCCGCUCGCCUGGCGGAUGCCUAUGUCCAGAUGGGCGCAACGCCCACCUUCACCUGCGCCCCGUACCAGCUGGAAAGCGCACCUCGGAAAGGGGACCAAGUGGCCUGGGGGGAAUCGAACGCCGUCGUCUACGCAAACAGUGUUCUCGGGGCCAAAACGAUGAAGUACCCGGACUACCUCGACAUCGCCGUUGCCCUGACCGGACGGGCACCGAGAGGGGGUGCUCACGUUGACAGCAACCGGCUCGCGUCCGUGUUGAUCAAAGUGCCCCGGACUGGAAUCUCCAUCGACGACUCCUUCUACCCGCUGCUGGGCUACUUCGUGGGUACCCAGGCGGUCGGUGACAUACCUGUCGUGGCAGGCCUCGAAGAUGGCUUCUUUCCCACUAAAGACGACCUCCGGGCGUUCGGUGCGGCUUUUGCCACCGCCUCGAGCGCUUUCAUGUUCCAUAUCGUCGGCGUGACCCCCGAAGCCCCGACUCUGGAGGCCGUCAGCGCCCCGAAGCGAGAGUUGCGCUGCGUUGAUCUGGACUGGCGAGCACUGGAGGCGUAUUGGGCGAGGUUCAACUCCGCCCCCGUCUCGCAGGGCGUCGAUCUUGUGUCCCUGGGGAACCCCCAUUUCUCCUUGACCGAGAUGCGACUCCUGGCCAAGCUUUGUCAGGGACGGACGAAGCAUCAGGCCGUCCAAGUCAUCGUCACAUGCGGCCGCGCCGUGCACGGUCUGGCAUCUCAAGCCGGGUUGGUCGGACCGCUGGAGCACUUCGGGGUCCGAUUCCUCACCGACACGUGCUGGUGCAUGAUCACAGAGCCCAUCAUCCCGCUUCAGGCGCGAACCAUCAUGACCAAUUCCGGAAAGUAUGCCCAUUACGGGCCAGGGCUCACCGGGAGAGGCUUUCGCUUUGGUAGCUUGGCCAUGUGUGUGGAAGCGGCUUGCAGCGGUGGGAGCAACGGCGAGAAGCCCGGGUGGCUGCAAGCUGCUUUGUUCUCAGAGGUACCCAAGUGACGUGAAGUCGAGCGGAAGUCAGGAUCAUGCUCAUGGUUCCAAAGUGACUAACAUCAUACCACUCUUCGAUUCACGAUGUAUGUCGUACCAGCUAGAGCCCUGGCGCAAGCUUUUGCGAAUCAAGUCCUUCGUCUUUUCCAGGUGAGUAAACAACCAGCUCCAGAGCCUGUUCGACAACGAAUCUGACCUGCCCUUGAGAUAUCUAGCAUUCACACUCGCCUUUUGGCUUCUUGGAUGUUUGGGAACCUUUGGCCCUAUGGGAAUCAGCAGGCGCCACUGAGUGAUAGGAGCUGAAUCGUGGCAGCCCUUUUUAUGAAACAUGUUCUUGAGCUUCUCGUGGUUUCUUUCCUUGUUGUUUCUUUCUCUUGUUUUUUGUCGUUUGUGUGUGUGUGUGUGUGUGUGUGUAUGUGGCUUAUUUCGGUUUGCUUUGAGUUGUGUUCUCCCUGAUAUACUUUCGAGCUGCUGGUUUGGCAUGUUGUAAGUACUGAAGUCCUUACAGCUUGGAGUAAUGGAGGUCACCGAGCAGCAUAGGUUAUUUCACUGCUAACAGUUCAAACUGCAGUCUCCAUGGUUAAGUUUUGUAAAGUUCUCUCUCUAUGUACUGCGUACUAUCAACAGCAAAGUCGCCUCUCAAGAUACUCUUUAGCGAAUAAGAUAAUAAUA